CUCCUCCGUCCAUCUUACUGUGAAAGAGUUGGCCGUCUUCCGCCCCGGCACUUCCGGUCCUUCCGCCGAGCGCCACACUGGUCCCGGUAUUGACUCGCUGUGCCACACUGGUCUCUGUAUUGACUCACAACCUCGGCCGUCUUUCGUUGGCGCAGACAUGGCAGAAGCCAUCCAGAAGAAGCUGAAGGCGGAGGUGGAGAAGUACACGCUCACGCAGAGAGACGUCAAGAAGAGCAUGGCGGUCCGGCAGAAGCUGGAGGCGCAGCUGGCGGACAACAACAUCGUCAGAGAGGAGCUGGAGCUGGUGGACAGCUCCAACACCGUCUUCAAACUGAUCGGCCCCGUGCUGGUGAAGCAGGAUCUGGAGGAGGCGAAAGCGACGGUGGCCAAGCGUCUGGAGUACAUCAGCGGCGAGAUUCAGAGGUACGAAGCCACCCUCAAAGACUUGGAGGAGAAGUCUGACAAGCAGCGCGAGGUCCUGGCCAGUUUACAGCAGGAGUAUCAGAAGGCUGAAGGCCUCGCCGGCGGGAAGGUCUGAGGAGCGAGUGCUGCCAUCCAAACCGUUCAGGGUGGACGAUGCUGACUUGACUCGUUUGUCAUGUUCAUUUGCAAAUGUGUUCUCUGACUCUUGUAACGAAAUAAACCUGUUUUUUUUUCAA
This is a messenger RNA of Synchiropus splendidus (mandarinfish), 659 nucleotides long. RefSeq names its product prefoldin subunit 6 (gene pfdn6). Gene Ontology annotation, biological process: chaperone-mediated protein complex assembly; protein folding. Gene Ontology annotation, molecular function: protein-folding chaperone binding. The coding region runs from base 158 to 538 and encodes 126 amino acids. NCBI's taxonomy places the organism in Eukaryota, Metazoa, Chordata, Actinopteri, Syngnathiformes, Callionymidae. The transcript has 4 exons. Gene Ontology annotation, cellular component: cytoplasm; prefoldin complex. The record is from RefSeq and is a predicted model, not a curated record.